This is a messenger RNA of Phalacrocorax carbo (great cormorant), 3858 nucleotides long. The record is from RefSeq and is a predicted model, not a curated record. Lineage: Eukaryota; Metazoa; Chordata; Aves; Suliformes; Phalacrocoracidae.
GCCGUGACGUCCUGGGGCGGGUCGGUGCCGGGCCGGGCCGAGCCGGGCCGCGGCGGUUGGGGGUGCCGGUACCGCCGCCAUGUACCGGGCCCUGUACAGCUUCCGCUCGGCCGAGCCCAACUCGCUGCCCUUCGCCGCCGGGGAGACGUUCCUGCUGCUGGAGCGCAGCAACCAGCACUGGUGGCUCGUCACCCGCGCUGGCUCCGGCGAGACGGGCUACGCGCCGGCCUCCUACCUUCAGCGGCUGCAGGUGCUGGAGCAAGAUGUGGUUCUCCAGUCUAUUGACCGUGCCAUUGAGGCUGUGCACAAUGCGGCAAUGAAGAACGGGGGAAAGUACAACCUGGAGCAGAGAGAUGUCCUCCAAAAACUGAUCCAUCACCGGAAGGAGACUGUGUCCCGCAAAGGUCACUCUCCCACCCCUCAGGGGAUGGUUAUGACGCAGUCCUCCAGUGAUCACCAUUUGGAUGUGGCACGGCAGCCCAAUGGGGUGUGCCGGACAGGAUACGAGCGACAUCACAGUCUUCCAAACACUGAGUUUGAGGAGGAGGACGAAGGUCUCUAUCAGAUCCCACCACAGCCCCGGCGUGCUGCUCCUAUCACCCCACCACCUCCAGAGAAACGCAAGAACACGCAGAUUACUGCUCCCAUUAAAAAUGCUAUUGAAAUUAUCCCUGGGUCAGCUUCUAGCACCUCCUCUAUAAGCACGACAUCCCUGGAUACCUUGUACACUGCUUCUUCUGUGUCAGAGGCUGCUCUCCCAACGGCCACCUCCAGUCCUGCCAACACCCCACCCCCUGUCCCGAGCCGGAGUGUCCACACCACGAUAACACGUAAUUUGGAUGCCAGCUCUUUGACGCACUCCCGUUAUGGGUCUUCCCCAAAGGAUGGGGCCAGCAAAUCUCCCCAGACCAAGAGGGCUGCCCCAGCACCACCAGCUGAAGGGGGGCCCCAGAGGUCCCACACUGUGGAUGGGGAGAAGACUUCUCAGGUGAAGAAAGCUGCCCCGCCACCCCCUGCAAGCCUAGAUGCCUUCAACUCCCUCUGCCUGGAGGAUAAGAAGGCGGCUGUAGUAGAGCCGGUGCCACCAGAACCCAGUGGUCUGGCGGCAUCUGUGCCCAAGACAAUAGGUGCCGAACUGAUCGAGCUGGUGCGCAGAAACACCCACCUCAGCUACGAGCUGUCCCGUGUGGCUAUCGGCAUUGUCAUCGGCCACAUCCAGACAUCCAUUCCAGCAACUAGCAGCAUCAUGGAGCAGAUUCUCAUCUCCGUGGUGGAAAGUAAGAAUCUGAGUGCGGGGCUGCCCUCAGGACAGAUCUGCCACGAUGAGCAGCGGCUGGAGGUGAUCUUCGCAGAUCUGGCCAGGCACAAGGAUGAUGCUCAGCAGCGCAGCUGGGCACUCUACGAGGAUGAAAAUGUCAUCUGCUGCUACCUGGAGGAGCUGCUUCGCAUCCUGACAGAUGCAGACCCUGAAGUUUGCAAGAAAAUGUGCAAGAAGAAUGAGUUUGAAUCCGUCCUGUCCCUUGUGGCGUAUUAUCAGAUGGAACACAGGGUGCCAUUACGGCUGCUGCUGUUGAAGUGCUUUGGAGCCAUGUGCAACUUGGAUGCUGCAGUCAUUUCAACACUUGUAAACUCUGUGCUGCCAAUGGAGCUGGCCCGGGACAUGCAGACUCACACACAAGAUCAUCAAAAGAUGUGCUACUCUGCACUGGUGCUGGCAAUGAUAUUCUCCAUGGGGGAGCCCCUGCCGUAUCAUCACUAUGAACAUCUCAACUCUCAGUUUGUGCAGUUCCUGCUGGAUGUGAUUGAGGAUGGACUGCCCUCUGACACAACUGACCAGUUGCCUGACUUAUUUGUCAAUGUUCUUCUGGCCUUCAAUCUCCACAUUCCAGUUCCAGAACACAGUGUGAUCAUGACUACAAUAAGCAAGCACUCAAAUGUCAAGACUUUCACAGAAAAGCUGCUGCUGCUGCUGAACAGGGGAGAUGAUCCAGUUUGUAUCUUCAAGCAUCAGCCUCAACCGCCGCACUCAGUGCUGAAGUUUCUGCAGGACAUCUUUGCCAGCAAGGAUACAGCCAGCAUCUUCUACCACACAGACAUGAUGGUCCUGAUAGACAUCCUGGUGCGGCAGAUUGCUGAUCUCUCCCCAGGAGAUAAGCUGAGGAUGGAGUAUCUAUCUCUGAUGCACGCCAUCAUCCGCUCCACACCCUAUCUGCAGCACCAGCACCGCCUCUCCGACCUGCAGGGCAUCUUGCAGCGCAUCCUGGGGGAGGAGGAGGAGGGCCAGCAGUGCCAGAUGGACAAACUGAUCAUCCUGGAGAUUUAUAAGGAGUUCCCAGAAAUUUCUCCCAGUACUAGCUAACCACCCUUUGGCUUGGACUGGAGUUUGAACCGCUUGGAUCUACGAUGUCUCUUGUUGACACUUUCUUCCUAUUCCCUUCCAGUACAGCUCAUACCUUAUAUCCCUCUAUGCGAGGCCUAAGGUUGGGACAGCAUUCACUGGCCCUUCAGAGAUGCCAGCAGCAGGAAGGGCAGGGGGUGCCCCCAGGGCCUGGUGCUCGGGAAAGGUCAGAGUGGGGUGGGUGCUGGUGUGUGGUUUGCCUGCAAGACUCAGGUGGGAGGUAUUUAGGCAGUGGGAAGGGCAGAGAGCUUGCAAGGGACUUAGCGGGUGUCGGGGGUGUUUAGCUGUGCUGGUGUCCCGAGGUCCCAAAGCGAAAGGCCUUUGCCUUAGAGUAUCACUUCUUUUCCAUGUGCAUAUCUCUCCCCGCAGUGACCAAGUAGAAUCUGCUGGUGCUUGGAAGAAGCUUUCGUAACAUCUGUUUUGUUUUCUGCUGCUAGUGCCAAUGUGAUCCAGCCCUGCUAAGGGGAGGUAGCUCGCUCGCUGUCUUAACGCCUUGUCUAGUGAGCCUUUCACUCCCUCCUGGCCCUCAGCUUUGCCUCUCGGUAGCAGCUCACCUGGGGUCAUAAGCAGCUGUUGUGAUAAGACCUUUUUUUCAGUCUGCUUUCUAUAGUGAUGUUUAAAUCUGAAUUUCUUGCACUGUGGCAGCCUAGAAGUAAUGACCAUGUGGGUGAUGCUACCCUUAGGAAGCCUUUGGCCCUGGACACAGCGCAAAGACGGGUCCUGCCAAGCGAAAGCUGCUGCUUGCCAUCUCUCUUGCAGUGUUGCCCUGGGGGGCCUGAACCUGAGGGGCUGUGUGUGGGCAGACACGCCCUGUUUGUGAAGCGUGUGGAUUUCUUACCUUGAGCUUCAUAGUAGCUCUGUCUCGCUGCCCACCCUCUCCACGUGGCAGUGCUCGGAGGCAGUGUGAGUCUGGUGUCCAGUAGCUUUUGUGACUAUGCACGAGUGUGGGGAACCCUUAUUUAUUUUUCCUCUAGGUUUCUAGCAAAUGGGAUUAACCUGUUUCCCUGUUACAGAUAGUCACACACACUAAUGUGGGUCUCAAAUAUUCUUGUGCGCAGUCUGGUCACUCCCUGUCCUCAGCUCUUCCUUUGCAGUAUCCAGUGUAGGAGCUAUUGGAAAGUGGAACUGGAAAUACUGAGCACUGGUUUUGUGUUGUUUUUUUUUUGUUUGGGGGGGUUUUGGGGGUGUUUUUUGUAGCUUGAGGCGAUGACACAAACUCCGCUCUGCAGGCCUGGACUCUGGGUACUGGGGCAGUGAUGCUUAGGAACAGAGGGGGUUGGCCUGGCAGCCAAGGGGGACAAGGACCCCCUGAAGUCAGCCUGGGAACACCCAAAGCUUGAUAACCACCCUCAGAGAAACCUAUAUUUCCCCUGUAAAAAUGUAUGAAUGUCAAAAGGGAUCCUGUAUUUUCUUAAACACUAAGUGUAACAUGCAGAAGAAUAAAAAUGUCUUAAACUGGA